Molecule: messenger RNA, 839 nt
Organism: Somion occarium
Lineage: Eukaryota; Fungi; Basidiomycota; Agaricomycetes; Polyporales; Cerrenaceae
Source: the annotation of a GenBank genome assembly
GCCUCCUUGCCACUUUCCACCAGCAGCCACCCAAGGCUAGAUACUCGAGUACAGCCCAUUUACCGACCCUUGCGAUGCUCAGUACUCUUUGAAAUAGAAUACUCGAUCUCUAAAAUCCUGUAUUCCAACGUUUUCGCCACCUGUCUGUUUGUUAAACGACAUGGGCCUGCUCACGAUCAUCCGGAAGAAUCGGCAAAAGGAACAUGAAAUGAGGAUCUUAUUCUUAGGCCUGGAUAACGCAGGGAAGACGACGAUCCUCAAGAAACUCAACAAGGAGGAUAUCUCGGGUAUCAGUCCGACGCUGGGGUUCAAUAUCAAGACAUUCGUUCAUGAUAGAUAUACUUUGAACAUCUGGGACGUUGGCGGUCAGCGAAUGCUCCGUCCAUACUGGAGAAACUAUUUCGAGCAGACAGAUGCUAUUGUCUGGGUAGUCGACUCCGGCGAUCGCUUCCGAAUGCAAGACUGCAAAGAGGAACUACAUAGUUUGUUGACAGAAGACAGACUUGCUGGUGCAUCUCUACUUGUUUUUGCCAAUAAGCAAGACCUGGAAGGAUCUAUGACUAGUGAGGAGAUUUCGGAGGCUCUGGAUCUGAAAUCGAUUAGGACUCAUCAAUGGAAGAUUUUCUCAUGUAGUGCUGUCACUGGCGAGAACCUUUUAGAGGGGUUGAACUGGGUCGUAGGGGAGGUAGCGAAUAGGUUGUAUUAUUCUACGACCUGACUGGCUACUUGAGAUGAGUAUACCUCGGGUAUUCUAGAAUAUAUUGGUUCUAUCAUUACGAGCAGAGAGAUAACUUCAGUGAAGGACAUUUGGAAAUAUAAAAUUGUUAAAUUUUGAGCAC